CUGGUUGCCAGGCAACUCCACAGUACACGUUUACAUUGGUGUAGUCACACACGGACGGAGCGCCGGGCACUGAGGGAGACGGUUACACGGGGCUGGCAGUCGAGGACGCCGGCCAGAGGUUUAAGCAGCUCCACUUCAUAUUAUGGGAUUGGGGAGUGGCCGCAGAGCAAUGAAGUCUCCACCACUUCUUAUAGCAGUGCUUCUAGCAUGUGUGUUUGUCCUGGGAAUAAACUACUGGAUUACGAGCACUCGAUGUGUGGAAUUACAGAGCCGUGUAAUGGAGUUGGAGGGCAGGAUUCGCCGGGCAGCAGCAGAGAGAGGGGCAGUUGAGAUGAAAAAGAAUGAAUAUGAGGAUAUGCUGACAAAGCAGAAGAAUCAAAUAGACACUAUCCAGACCUUGCACAACUCCCAGAUGCAGAAUAUGCAGCAGUUAUGUAAAAGUGAGAAGGUGAAUCUACUGAGCAAUUUAAGUACUAAAGAAAGUCUUAUACAAUCUUUUCAAGCUGAAAUAGCUGAUGUUCAGAAAAAACUGGAAGACUACAAGUUGGAGUUUAAGGAACUGCAAGAAAGCCAGGCCAAAAAGUCGUCUUAUGAAUUGGCACAGUGCAGCAAUAAGAUAGCAGAGGUGAAUGAACAGUGUGAAGAGAGGAUCCGCAGGUUGAGAGCAAAAGAUGGUAAUACUGUGAAUGAGGAAUAUGAAAAAGACACAACUACAACAAAGUUAAAAAAGGUAAAGCCUGUGACAUCAAAACAAGAAAUUAACCAAAAACCCACUGAUAUGAAAGAAGAACAGAAACUCAAGGUUGUUGUAUCAACUGCUGCGAGUACCAGAAAGGAUGAUGUUCCUCUACCACAAAAUAAUGAACAAACUAAGAAGCUUAAUGUUGCUGUGGACGAAAAGCAAUCUAGCCCUUCACCACAAGAAUCUCAAAAACAAGAGGAGGAGGAGGAGAAAGAGAAGGAGGCCCACAAUGAAGUUAAUCCCAACCUUGCAAAUGCAGAUGAAGAGGAUGAUGAGCCUAAAGUAGAAGAUGCUGAAGAUCCUAAUAAAGAAGCAGAAAAUUAUGAGGUUGAGAGGGAAAACCUAAUAAACAUGGAUGGUCAGUCAGAAGAUGAAAAAGUCACACAGAAAGUCCAAAAGGACAAAGAAAAAAUAAAUGAUUACAAUGGAGAUGAAGCAAAUGAGGCAGAAUCUGAGACAGAAAAGCAAGUGGAAUUGGGCGCUUACGAUCAAAGGCCAAGAGGAGUUAAAAGUGGAAAUACUGUAAAUGAACUUGCUGUCAACCAUCCGGCAGAGGGGGGUGAUGAUUCAAGACUAAAAUAGAGCACUUUAUCAAUUUACCACACUCAGAAUGGUCCUUGACAUGAAAUGCCUUAAAACAGACCACAAUUCAGAGGACUGAAGAUUUAUUAGGACACAAGCAAACUUGGAAGACUAUUCUUAUUUUAUUUUUGUUCUUGUAUGUUUUAAAGCCUUUUAACAGACUGAAUAAUAGGUUACUGCAAGAAUACAAUGUCUUAGAGGAUUCUAGCACAUUCAGAUGAAAAUAGAGGCCAAGGCUGGACAUCAUCUUGAGAAAGGUCUGCUCUUUCACUGCAUAAUAUUCUGGUAAACCUUUUGUAAUUGCCUUUCAUGUGUUCUGAGGAGGGGGCAAGUAUGCACAUAACGUCUUCAUUCUCAUCAAUAACCUUAUGAAGAUGGCCAUAACCACAGGACCAAAUGACAUCACUUUUUUUUAGCUAGUGUUCUAGGCCAGUGAAAGUGCAUACCGUAUAUACACCAUGUUUCCUUAGUGUAUUCUAAGAAGCCUUCCCAGGUAUUUCAGCAGUAAGCAUUUAAAUGGGGUUUUAGUCAAAGAACCUGUGAUCUGUUUUGGUGGUACUUUGUGUAUUUAUAAUCAUGUCCUAUUUGAGUGAUGCCUGAAGAUUUAAGAUAAAUAACCCUUACACAGAAUGAUUCACUUUGCUGCUAUAAGAGUUUGUCGCCUUAAUCUUAUCCUGUGCAAAUGCUGCUUCCAUGUAGUGUGUUCAGUUUAUGGCAUCCCUCACUUGUCUUUACAUACUACUUUUAAGGGCAUCAUUUUAGAGAAUUUACUAAAUCUUUAGUUUUAAUUUCACUGCCUUAAUAAGUGUAGUACUUCCAGACUGCAGCUUUAGUUGUUUCUUAAUGCAUAUUUGCACAUGGAAGGACCAGGAAUUAGCGAUCAUGUCAUUGCAGCUACACAUUGGUAAUGAGUUGAGAGACUGUUCUACUAAGUUAUAGGCUGAUGUGGAGCCAUCAACUUAAGGCCUCAUGCAUUAUAAUGACUGAAAACAUAGGCCAAUUGGCUAUAAAUCUCUCCAAAAUUGCUAAGCAGAAAAGCAGAUGGUCCCAAAGCCGCUGUAGCCUUCCUGUGGCAACAAUUGCACUCCAUUUCUAUGACCCUGAUUACCUGUGAGCUCAAUAUUUUUUAUACUGUUGUGAAUAUUCUUAUACAUCCUUUCUGCUGGGUAACUAUUUACCCCAAUCACCAUCUGUCUGCAUCAUGAUCCCUUAAUCUACUUACAUGACUGUUAUUCUACUAAACUGUGAAUGUAUUUUUAAUCAAACCAUGAAGAAGAACUUAAUGAAAUUACAAAGUAUGAAGGAAAAUCAAUACUUUAUGUAGAUUGUAUGUUUUUUUUUUGUUUUUUUAUAACUGUGGGGUUGGUAGUGUGUAUUUAUCUUCUAAAAUUAAAUUGUACAGCAAAUGUAUAAUUUAUGACCUUUUUAUUGAGGAUUAACAUAGAUUAAAGAAAACCUACAACAUUUUGGACUUUUCUAUGGUUGAAUUGUUGCACAAUAAAAAAAGUGUU
Molecule: messenger RNA, 2835 nt
Organism: Hyla sarda
Lineage: Eukaryota; Metazoa; Chordata; Amphibia; Anura; Hylidae
Gene: GOLM1
Product: golgi membrane protein 1
Exons: 10
Coding region: 143-1324 (393 amino acids)
Cellular component (GO): Golgi apparatus
Source: RefSeq, a predicted model, not a curated record